AGAUUUGCUUUAUACACUUUCUGUAAAUGCUGUUUAUGCAGCUCUGUACUGGUACCUGAUGUAAUGUACAGUGGUUAAAUAAAGUUUCUUUGGAAGAACAAAAAAAGAUGAACGAUCCUGUUCCUAGUAACUUAGCUAAACAGAAGAAAUGUACAUUAUUUCAGGAGAAUACUUACGCAAACACAAAGAUAUACAAAAAUAAACCCCCGCUCCGAAAAAAGACAAAAUAAUAACAAAGUAAGUAAAACGAAUUAUUGCCUAGCGGAAGUUAUUCUGUUCGCGCAUGCGCCAAUGAGCUAAUUGAACGGCUCGUGCUACCGGUACGGAUCGGUUAGUGACAACCCCUUUUUGACAUUACGCAGAAAUAUUUUUUCAUCACCGGCUUCUAAAAUUGAUAUAGAAUGUUUUUUACUCGCUGGUUCGGACUGUGCUCUCAGUGCAGCCGUGUAGCUUCACGCUGUGAGUUAGGAUGGAUAACCCGGACCGGACAGAGCAGACGGAAAUAUGCUGACUUUACAGGGGUGCAGCGCCUGGCUACUUCUAUAGUUCCAAAGCGCAACUCACACUAUGAUUUAGGGAAUUUAUAUAACAACAUCUCAGUUCAGAGGUAUCUGCAGAAACUGAUGGAGGAACACAGAUUCAUCAGCAGAAAGUUACAACACGAACACCUCAGUGAUCCAGACAGGAAAGCCCUGCUGAAGAAGCACGCAGAACUGCAGUCUCUUGCUGAUGUGUCUGGGAGCAUUGAACAAGCCCAAAAAGACUUGGAAGAAGUCCUUUCACUUCUGCACACUAGUGCUAAGGAUGAAGAUGAACACUUGAUCCAGCUGCUCAAAGAGGAGGAGGCACAGAUCUGCAGCAACAUUCUGGCCCUAAGAAAAGAUCUGAUCAAAGCACUUGUGCCAAUUGACCCUCUUGACUCGAGCGAUGUUGUGCUUGAGGUUGUUUCAGGACGAACAACUGGAGGUGACAUCUGCCAGCAGUUCACAAGGGAAAUGUUUGAGAUGUACCAGGGCUUUUCUUAUUACAAGAACUGGGACUUUGAGGUUCUAAACCUCUCACCUGCUGAGUAUGGUGGACUGCACCAUGCAGCAGUCAGGGUAACUGGUAACAACGUAUACAGACACCUGAAACAUGAAGGAGGAACACAUAGGGUGCAGAAAAUCCCUGAGAUAGGCCUCUCCUCCAGGAUGCAGCGGAUCCACACAGGAACAAUGACGGUCAUUAUCCUGCCACAGCCAGUGGAGUUCGAUGUCCAUAUCGACCCAAAGGAUCUACGAAUUGACACCUUGAGAUCACGAGGUCCCGGUGGUCAGGGUGUAAACACAACGGACAGUGCUGUGCGGAUAGUUCAUCUUCCUACAGGAAUAACAGCUGAGUGCCAACAGACUCGCUCACAGCUGCAGAAUAGAGACACAGCCAUGCGUGUGUUGAGGGCCAGACUCGUCCAGUGCAUGAUGAGCAAGGAAACUGAGCAGAGGCACACAGCACGAAAGCAGCAGAACCAACAGACCUGUAAUGACAUGAAGGACAGAAAACCAGGAGGAGUUGAAUUAAAUGAGACGGAGGUGGGACUGUCAGGGUUGGCUCAAUAUAAGAAGUAACUGCUGAGACAGACCUGUGUUCAAUCAUUUAAUGAUAAUUAAAUGUGAAUAGUUGAAAAUUAAACAAAGUAAGGCUUAAACAUUAACAAUUGUCUCAUAUUUUACGGUAAAACAAACUGGACGAGUGUUAUUGGAAUAUUAUUCUGAAGUCACUGGCCUCACGCCACUCCGACAUGUGAGCACUGGAGAUACGGGAGCGGCUGCUCCACAGUACCUGCUGAUUGCCAGGGCCAAAUGCUUGCAUUUUACUGUGCAGAUAAUGAAUGUCCGGGAUAUGACUGUCUCUGUUUCGUCUCAUGCCAAGGCCACUGUCGGGUAUUAGGGGAGCCGAGAGACAGAGGAGAGACAGAGACAGGGCAGACAGGCUGAUGGCCGGACCGUGGGGUGCAAUAAGUUUUCAUCUGUGUGAUCUCUGCUCUGUUUCUCAAUAAAAGAGCUGUAACUUCAUCACUCCACCAUUUCCUUAUUCAAUAACUCUAGGAAGCCAGUUAUUGUUUAGAAUUCCUACAAUAUUUGGUGUCACGAACAGGAUCUUGGAGACCUUGACCAACCUUAAGAGCUACCUAUACGAGUGUUUUGACAGCAUCGUAAUGGGAAGCUGAAAAGUUCCACAACCACUAACACACCAUCAACUAAACGCUCCCGUUCGACUUCAACCAGCUCUGCUUCCACAUUAUCUCCAGAUAGGAGCUACAGCGACGUCCUGGAAUUAAUCGAUAAGAAGCUAACUAGCCUGGAUGCCCGUCUCGCCUUGGUAGAAGUUCUAGACAAGGAAUUUCAAGCCCUGAGAGAGUUGCUGGAAUACAGCCAGGAGCAGCUAGCCUCCGUCACAGCCGAGAACGAAUCGCUGAAGGGGGAAGUCGGGAAGCUCACCGAGGGGACGGGUCAGUUGUCCGGAGAAAAUAGUAAGAUGAAGGAAUCCAUUCUGGACAUUUAGUCACGAAGUAUGAGAGACAACCUCGUCUUUGCCGGCAUCCCGGAGAAGCAGGAGGAGGAUGCCAAGGAAAAGUUCCGUGAUUUCCUCCAGCAGAAGCUGAAAAUCCCGGCAGAACAGGUAAAAAACAUCCCCUUCCAUCGAGUUCAUCGGCUUGUAGGUAAGAAGCCAGAUAAUACCCGACCUCAGCCGAUUGUAGCUAAACUCCAGCAUUACAAACAAAAAGAGAGGUCAGAAUUGGGGGCAGAGAGUUGAGAGGAACAAAUUUCAGCGCCAACAACCAGUUUCCAAAGGAAAUCCUAGAUCGAAGGCGAGUUUUAUUCCCAAUCAGGAAGAAAUACAUUGCUGAGGGCAUCAGAGCUACAGUGGCUGUAGAUAAGCUUCAUAUUAAUGGUCAGCUGUUCAGGGAUCAGAGAAGCACUUUGUGGCUUUAUUAGCUGCACAACAGGUGAAUUUAAAGCAUGUGACACUUGUUAAAAGAGAAUAGAACUGAGCACGGUGAUGAAUGUAUGCACAGCUCAAGAGCACGUUGGCACGAUAUCUUUGUUAGUCACGGCUGGGUACAUGGGGCAAGGACUGUAAUAAUUUCUCACUCUCUGCACUUUCUUAAUUCUCUGUCUUUCUUUAUCUUACUCCUCUGCUUCUUCCCUGUGGAUCAGACAAUCACAAGCACUUUGUAUCAUGUCACCUGGGUCUAUGUAUAUCUAUUUCUAUAGGGUCAUGCAUUUUCCAGCUUCUUAUUCACACCUAUGGUGGAUUUAAGGUUUGUGGCAUGUAAUGUGCUUGGAUCUGGCACCAGAGAGAGAGAAAUGAAGAUCUUUAACCAUCUUAAAAAGACUACAGCCACAUGUCGUCCUAUUGUAAGACAUUCAUAAAUCAGCUACAACUGUAAACGAUCUUAACUCACCUGAGUUCCCUAAUGUCUUUGCUGCCUGCUAUAACUCUAGACAAAGAGGAGUAGCAAUUUUGAUCCACAAAAACAUUAGUUUUACAAUAUUAGACGAAAUUAUAGAUCCUGAGGGUAAAUUCAUAAUAAUAAAAAUAUCUAUUCAUAACUAAAAGUUAUGUAUUGUCAGUAUAUAUGGCCCAAAUGUUGAUGACCCCUCAUUCUUCCAUAAACUUUUUCAUACACUUUCAAAACAUGGGGAUUGUUCUCUAUUUAUUGGGGGCGACCUCAACUUUGGUCUAAAUGAGGAAAUAGACAGGUUGAAUACAACAGGGACUCAGCGCAGUUGGCAAUCAUUAAAUCUAGUCAAACAAUACAUGAGUGAUUAUCUCUUCAUCCUAACCGUAAGGAAUAUACUUUCUUUUCAAAUGUCCAUCAUUCCUACUCUCGUUUGGGCUAUUUCUUAAUCAGCAGUUCGCUGCUGUCUGACAUUUCAGAUGCUGUAAUACAUCCUAUUACUGUCAGUGAUCAUGCCCCUGUUUCUUCAACCCUAAUGAAUAAAAAGAUAAAACCCCACAAAACAAAAGCUGGAGACUUAAUACAUCAUAUUUUAAAGAGUAGGCUUCAUUCUUGGAGUACAAUGAUUUACCAGGGACAGCAGCAUCUAUCCUCUUGGACGCAGGGAAAGCAGUGAUGAGAGGUAAAAUAAUUUCAUUCUCAUGUCAUAAAAAGAAGAUAGAAAACAAAAUGAUUCAGGAAUUAGAUGGAAAAAAAUAUUUACUAGAAACCUCCCAGGAUGAGAAUAAGAUGGGUAAAAUCCGUAAAGUAAAAUUAGAAUUAAACGAAUAUAUUGAAAAGCAAAAUAAAGUUUUGUACAAGACUUCAAAUAGAAAACUUUGGACAUGGCAAUAAGUCAGGAAUCUUCUUAGCCAAUCAGCUGAAAAUAAACAAAG
Fundulus heteroclitus (mummichog) is the source of this 4377-nucleotide messenger RNA. It is a transcript of the gene mtrf1, whose product is annotated as mitochondrial translational release factor 1. Lineage: Eukaryota; Metazoa; Chordata; Actinopteri; Cyprinodontiformes; Fundulidae. The record is from RefSeq and is a predicted model, not a curated record. Gene Ontology annotation, molecular function: translation release factor activity. Bases 402 to 1604 code for a protein of 400 amino acids. Gene Ontology annotation, biological process: translational termination. The transcript is spliced from 8 exons.